AAUCCUGAAAUUUUGUUAGAAGUUUUCAGAUAUUUCGAACCAAGGGAACUUUUCCCUUGUGUUAUGACAUGUUGGACCUGGGCAAGAUACGCUGUUCCGUUAUUAUGGCGCGAUGCUUUUUACACGUUUACCGAACAAGAAUACGACGAACUCUUGGCCAUGAAUAUAAUCACGAUCUGA
Messenger RNA from Racocetra persica, 180 nucleotides. The record is from the annotation of a GenBank genome assembly. NCBI's taxonomy places the organism in Eukaryota, Fungi, Glomeromycota, Glomeromycetes, Diversisporales, Gigasporaceae.